UAUCCUCGCUGCAGGCGGGCAGGAGCGAGGAGUGGGAGCAGCAAGCCUCCGGCAGAGCAGCCGGGCUGGCUCUGGUCCCGCGGGACUGGUGCGUCCUGGUGGGUGCUGGGGAGAGGCUGGGUUUGGCUGCCACAGGGAAACACAGUGGAAAGGCACAGGGGCCCCAAGAAAACAAGAAUCAAGGAGUGAAAUGCAGAUUUCCCCUGUUGUAAGUUGGAUUUAACACCUAGGAGGUGGCUCCCUCUGUUUUUGACCACUCCUCGCUUACUCAGCCACAUGGGUGAUCCCUGUGAUUGUGGGCUCAGGAUCCCAAGCAGCUCGGUGGGGGUGAUGGCAAUGUCCUCAUCACUUGGGCUCCUGUGAUGACUAGAAGGGCACAGCGAGCUGGGCAUCUUCGGUCCCAGUGCUGGUGGCACCACUUUUCUUAACGCUGAUGCUUUUUGCUCCCUUCCUCCACCCAUCGCAGCCGGGUGACUGCUCCCAUCCUGUCCCUGCACCCUUCCCUGCAGCCUGGCUGUGGGGCAGCGCCUGGCACCUCUGGGCUGCUCCCCUGCACUGCUGGGCUCGCUUUCUGCUGGCCGGCAAUCCUGGCGGCUCGUGGGUGUCGGGAAGCGCCCAGCCCGGGGCUGCGUGUGGGCGGACGGCCGAGGGGGAUCCCGCCUUGGCCCUGGCUGUGCCCUGCAGCCCGGUGCAGCCAGCUUUAGGGCCCGCGGCUUGGCGGGGGGAGACGUGCCCGUGUGCGGCGGGGCUGGCUGAGCCGGUAGAGCCAGAGCUGCCUGGCAGCCUGCCCACCGCUGCUGCUCAUCCAGGUCAGCCCGGCUGCCCGCCGGCGGGGAGCCGCCUGCCUCAGCAGCGCCUGGGCACGGCGUGCCGGGUCCUGCCAGCAGUGGGGCGUGCCGGGGCUCCUGCGGGCCUUGUGGGGGGAUGCCGGCAGCUGCCGCUCCCGGGAACCUGCUGUGGGAGGGGGCCAGAAAGCAUGGGAGCCACCGACUGCCCCUCAGGAGCCCGGAUGGGACUGGCUGUGCCAGCGUGGCUGGAUGUGGCGGACAUCCCUGCCUCCCAUCAGUGGGCCUGGAGGGUCCCCACGUUACUUUUGGGGAUGGGUGCUGGCUUGCAUGCAUCGCACACCCCGUGGUCCUCCUUGGGCUUCUUGUCCAUUGCCCAAGUGCUGCGGGGAGCAGCGAGGCUUUCGGGUGUGGGAUCUCUCCAUCCGCCUGGAGCCGGGUGGCUGCUCGAGCGGCAGAUGGUGGCUGCCUGGGGACCCGCCAUCCAUCCCUCUGGGCGAUUAUUCACCCGUCACCAUGACGAUAGAAAGGCUGUUCCUCUAAGUCAUUCAAGCUGUACUCGCCAAAGGAGCCCCCGAACGGCAACGCCUUCCCCCCCUUCCACCCAGGCACCAUGCUGGAUCGAGAUGUGGGACCUACUCCCAUGUACCCACCGACGUACUUGGAGCCUGGAAUUGGGAGGCACACGCCGUACGGGAACCAGACUGACUACAGGAUAUUUGAGCUCAACAAGCGGCUGCAGAACUGGACAGAGGAAUGUGACAAUCUGUGGUGGGAUGCCUUCACCACAGAGUUCUUCGAGGAUGAUGCCAUGUUAACAAUCACUUUCUGCUUGGAGGAUGGACCAAAGAGAUACACUAUUGGCCGGACUCUGAUUCCUCGCUACUUCCGCAGUAUCUUCGAAGGGGGGGCCACAGAGCUCUACUAUGUGCUCAAGCACCCCAAGGAGUCCUUCCACAACAACUUCGUCUCGCUGGACUGCGACCAGUGCACCAUGGUCACCCAGCACGGCAAGCCCAUGUUCACCCAGGUGUGUGUGGAGGGGCGGCUGUACCUGGAGUUCAUGUUCGAUGACAUGAUGAGGAUAAAGACGUGGCAUUUCAGCAUCCGCCAGCAUCGAGAGCUCAUCCCCCGCAGCAUCCUUGCCAUGCAUGCACAGGACCCCCAGAUGCUGGACCAGUUAUCCAAGAACAUCACCCGCUGUGGGCUCUCAAACUCCACACUCAACUACCUCCGACUCUGUGUAAUCCUAGAACCAAUGCAGGAGCUCAUGUCACGGCACAAGACUUACAGCCUCAGUCCCCGGGACUGCCUCAAGACUUGCCUCUUCCAGAAGUGGCAGCGGAUGGUCGCUCCGCCUGCGGAGCCGGCGCGGCAGCAGCCCAGCAAGCGCCGGAAAAGGAAGAUGUCGGGGGGAAGCACCAUGAGCUCUGGCGGGGGAAACACCAACAACAGCAACAGCAAGAAGAAGAGCCCAGCCAGCACCUUUGCCCUGUCCAGUCAGGUACCUGAUGUGAUGGUGGUAGGCGAGCCCACGCUGAUGGGGGGGGAGUUUGGGGAUGAGGACGAGCGGCUCAUCACCCGGCUGGAGAACACACAGUUCGACGCCGCCAACGGCAUUGAUGAUGAGGACAGCUUCAACAACUCGCCGGCACUGGGGGCCAACAGCCCCUGGAACAGCAAACCACCCUCCAGCCAGGAGAGCAAGUCAGAGAACCCCACGUCGCAGGCGUCACAGUAACGGCCCCCCCGCCGCCCCGUGGACUCAGUCCCAACCGAUCUACCUGUACAUUUGCAACGGAGAGUGACUGGGAAGCGGCGAGGUACUGGGGGCGGAUCAGCCCUCCGCAGACGGUGGGGUGCACGGCGCGGGGUGCGCGCCAGGCAGGCAGCCCCAGCCCUCUCCCCGCACCGCCUCCACACUCCCCCCAUGCCUGCCUCCCCACCAGACCCCAGGGCAGGGGUGGGUUUCUGAGGCCGUAGCUUCCUUAUUGCCCCUUCUGCCUCUUCCUCCCUGUUUCUUCCCCAGAGAGCUUCUCAUCCCUGCCCUGAUGUGCCCAGCCCCUGCCUGCUGAGCCAGGGGGAAUUAGGAGGGAGGUGUCAGCAGUGGCUGACGUGUCCAGGAAGCCAGCGGUGUGCAGAUGCUGUGUGUUGGGGUCUGGCACAGCCCAGAGACCCUCCUCCUCUUCCUCCCUGGGUCCUAUGACUGGGGUUUGCUGGGCAGCCACCUGCAGCAGGGUUGCACAUCCCCAGCCCAGUCUGAGUCUGGGUGGGGAGGCUGGUGAUGGAAAGAGCCUUCCCUGUGCUGCCGGCUCUGCCACGGAGCCUCCUCCAGCUGGGAUCGGAUCCUGCUGCACUGGGGUGGUGUCCAGGAUUGGGCCCCGUCGCAUUUCCCGCUCUCCUGCCCCCUCCCCUUCCCCUCGCUCCCCGGGGCGAGAGCGCAGCAGGGCCAUGAGGGGACUCUGUAUAUAGGAAGUGCAUGGUGGGGGGCUUUUGGGGCUUGACGGGGGCACAGAGGACCUGCGGCUCUGCCAGAGAAGCCACUGCCCUCGGUCCCUGCCUGCAGCCCCUGCGUUUCCCCCCACCCUGUGUGAGUCCGCCUGGGGCCCCUUUGCAAUCCCCAGCUGCCUGUACCUCCUUUGUCUUUUUUUAAGAAAAAAAAAAAAUAAUAUUAUUAAACUUGUAAGUUUAAAAAAAGAAAAAAAAAUUGAAAAGCUCCCCCCACAGCCCCCUCGCUGGUUCCCCCCUCCCUGCCCCAAGCCCUCUUACCCUGUCCUGACUUUUGUACAGGCUUUUUCUCUUGGGAGUCUCGUUUUAUAUCCAGUUCGGAGAGCUUCAAACCAAGGAGAGACUUUGCAGACUUCCUUUCUAAUCCCUCCAUGGGCCGGGGGGGCAGCCCCCCGCCUCCCGCCUCAAUGUAAAUCUUGUGUGCUGUUGUCCCUGCUCCCCCUCCUCGGGUUCGUGUACCUCGUGCUUGUACAUUUCCGCGCUGUAGACAGUGUGUACGAUACUGUUCUUUCAAUGUGUUAUCACUAGAGCAGGUGCCUCCAUUGAUGUUAGGGGAAAUGAUGAAAAAAGUAAUAAUUUUGGGGGGUUUUUUGGUUUAAAAAAAAAAAAAAAGAAAAAAAAAAUCACUUCCAAGGCUUCUUCCAAGGAGAAGACGAGAGGUGCCAGGGGAGGGCGUUUGUGCUCACCAGCUCACCCCAGCAGCCUCGGAGGAGGGUUUUGGGGGGAGCUGGGGGUCUGGGCUGCCUGUGGGCACCCCCUGGCACGACCCCGAGGUGGGGUUGCAGCGAGCACUGCCACGGGGGUCGUCGGGGUGGGGGUAUGUGUGUAAGAGUGCGUGUGCGAGAGGUUUGUGUGUCUGUCUGUGUGUGUGUAAGGGAGCCUGGGGCAGGAGGAGCAGCCCUGCAGUUCAGGGGAGAGGGGGGGUACACCUCCAGAAGCCCUCCAGUCCCCACUGGGGAUCCCACAGCAUGUGUCCCACUGCCUUGUGGGACUGCCCCCCCGUGUGGUGCUCUGCCUACAGCAGAGGGAUUGCCUGCAGCCUGCAUCUUGCCCACCUGUGGCUGAGACUGCAAGGGCUGGCCGAGCUGGGGACACACACACCUCCACUGUCCCCCCUCUUUCUGCUGUCACUGGGGUCAGGCUGGGAGACAGGGCCCCCUUGGCUGAGCCUUGGCCUGAUUUCAAGCCCAAAGUCCCUGAGAGGUGCCUGCAUCGGCUCCUUGGCCCCUCCACGGGCAGCCUGGAGGCAGAGGUCUCAGCCCUGUGGACCCCCAGGGGUGUCCCUACGGCGCCUUUGCAGGUGGGGGGGGAGGCUCCAGGGCUGGGAGCCCGGCAUGGUGGGGAGGGGGGGCUCUGCUUUGCAAUUAAGGUACGAUUCUCGCCACCGCACUGCUGGACUCCUGUGAAGGGUGCAGAGCCCCUCGCUGCCCCUGCCCCCCCCGGGCACAUUGUAAUGCCUUUUUCUUUCUUUUUUUUUUUUUUUUUUUUUUUUUCUUCCUCCCCUCCAUAGUUUGUGCCAUUUAUGAGUCAUGUAUGGUACCAAUAAAAUGACUUUUCAGUUU
Molecule: messenger RNA, 4855 nt
Organism: Columba livia (rock pigeon)
Lineage: Eukaryota; Metazoa; Chordata; Aves; Columbiformes; Columbidae
Gene: LDB1
Product: LIM domain binding 1
Exons: 11
Coding region: 1399-2526 (375 amino acids)
Biological process (GO): negative regulation of transcription by RNA polymerase II; positive regulation of transcription by RNA polymerase II; nervous system development
Cellular component (GO): transcription regulator complex; nucleus
Molecular function (GO): LIM domain binding
Source: RefSeq, a predicted model, not a curated record